This is a messenger RNA of Hydra vulgaris (swiftwater hydra), 891 nucleotides long. RefSeq names its product ATP-dependent DNA helicase PIF1-like. Gene Ontology annotation, biological process: DNA repair; telomere maintenance. The record is from RefSeq and is a predicted model, not a curated record. Gene Ontology annotation, molecular function: DNA helicase activity. NCBI's taxonomy places the organism in Eukaryota, Metazoa, Cnidaria, Hydrozoa, Anthoathecata, Hydridae.
AUGGUUGAGGAUUACAUACACCAUUCAAUGCCAGUCGUACUUGCUGAGCAGGCAGCUCUUCGUCAAAUUGAAUCUUUAAUUAAUCAAAGUGGUAAAACCUUAGCUGAUUAUAAUUUGCCAGCUUUAGAUCAGUUUUUAGAUAAUGUCCCAGAAAAUGAUGAUGAAGAUGUUCAGGUGUUUAUUGAUGAAGCAAACCGAGUUAGACCAUUAUUGAAUGAUAAUCAACGUAAUGUAGCUGAUGCGAUCCUUGCUGCACUAAGUGUGGAACCUACUAAUGAAAAUAAGCAUUCAAGGUUGUUUUUUAUGGAUGGACCUGCCGGUUGUGGUAAAAAAUUUACUUACAAUUACUUAAUUUCUGAAACACAGAGCAGGCAUAUUAGAACUGCAACAGCUGCAUGGACAGGAAUAGCUGCAACUCUUCUCAAAAAUGGGUGCACAAUGCAUGGCUUAUUCAAACUUCCUGUUCCAAUUUUGGAAACUAGCACAUGUAAUGUAACUCCAAACUCUAUUCAUGGUAGAUUCCUGAGACAAAUCAGUUUGUAUUUACUUGAUGAAGCAUCUAUGAUACCCAAAUAUGCUUUGAGUGCCAUUGAUAAGCUAUUACAAGAUAUUUGUAAUAACAAUUUUCCUUUUGGUGGUAAGAUUAUUCUUAUGGGUGGAGACUUCAGACAAAUACUUCCAGUUGUGAAGCAAGGUCGACCAGCAGAAGUUAUAGAAUCAUGUUUAAAAUGUUCUGAACAUUGGCAAUAUGUGCAAAGGUUCUCAUUAACUGUAAAUAUGAGGGUUCAGAUAGAAGAAGAGGAAUUUUCUCAAUGGCUUUUAAAGCUUGGAAGUGGAACAUUACCUGUCAAGCCUGAAGAUCCUUUGCGAGGGUGUAUUGAAAUAACUUAG